GUUUGUUUUGUUUUCUCAGGCACUGAGCUGGACAUGAGUGGGAUGGCACCAGAUCACAACUCCUCCUCGCAGGAAGAAUACCUCCCGCACUACCUGCAGCAGGAAGACCCCUUCGCAUCAAAGCUGUCUAGAGAAGCUGACAUCGUAGCUGGGUUUUAUCUGACAGUAAUCGGGAUUCUUUCAACUCUGGGAAACGGGUACGUUCUCUUUAUGUCCUCAAAGCGAAAAAAGAAGUUGCGACCUGCCGAGAUAAUGACUGUUAAUUUAGCGGUGUGUGAUCUGGGCAUUUCAGUUGUAGGAAAACCCUUCAGUAUCAUUUCCUUCUUUUGUCACCGCUGGGUCUUCGGAUGGAUGGGCUGCCGCUGGUACGGAUGGGCCGGCUUCUUCUUUGGCUGUGGGAGCCUUAUUACCAUGACAGCUGUCAGUCUGGAUAGAUACCUAAAAAUCUGUCACCUGGCUUAUGGUACCUGGCUUAAGAGACACCAUGCUUUUAUCUGCCUGGCACUAAUCUGGGCCUAUGCAACGUUCUGGGCUACUGUGCCUUUUGCUGGUGUGGGAAGCUAUGCUCCGGAGCCGUUUGGGACCUCGUGCACUCUGGACUGGUGGCUGGCACAGGCUUCGGUGGCUGGGCAGGCUUUUAUUCUGAGCAUUCUUUUCUUUUGCCUCCUGUUUCCAACUGCAGUGAUUGUGUUUUCCUAUGUUAAAAUCAUUUUAAAAGUCAAGUCAUCCACCAAAGAGGUUGCUCACUACGACACCAGGAUCCAGAACAGCCACAUACUUGAAAUGAAGCUGACCAAGGUGGCAAUGUUGAUCUGUGCCGGAUUCCUCAUUGCCUGGAUCCCGUACGCUGUGGUCUCUGUGUGGUCAGCCUUUGGACAGCCUGAUUCUGUUCCCAUUCAGUUUUCGGUGGUACCAACUCUACUGGCCAAGUCGGCGGCCAUGUACAACCCAAUUAUUUACCAGGUCAUUGAUUGCAAAUUUGCCUGCUGCCGGUCAGGUGGGAUGAAGGCACUGCAGAAGAAGAACUCUCUGAAGGAAUCGAGGAUGUACACCAUAUCUGCACACAGAGAUUCAGCAGCACUGAGCGAAACCCAAGUGGAAGUAUGAAGGCUCGUUCUGCAGCGAGGGAAAACCUGCUGACAAACUGUCAUACUGUCACAAAUUCAUCUUCCUGGGAAUAAAUUAAAAUGCAAUGACAGUUCUGUUUUACUCCUCAGUCCUAUGUAGAAUGUAGUUCUUUCCAUCCUAACUAACACAGUGUGAUUAGGGCCGGGUAAGUACUUUAAUUAUUCAGAGGAAGAAGAAAGAGAGAAGAUUCAUUUGUAUAUAUAAAAAAAAAAUGGAUUCACUUCAGAGGCUUUGAAAUAUCACCUGUCCAGAUUACUAUAAUAAUAAUAAUUAUAAGCAAAUUACUAGCUCUGUAAAUAAUGACUUUGAUGUUUGUCCGUGGUUUCUUCUGGGGGGAAGUGAUCUGACAUGAAAUAAGUUAAUGGAAAAUCAGAAUCUCCCACACAGAUUUUUGCAGGCUGUAAUGUUAUGGGUAACCCAAUACAGCCCUUCGCUCACCCCCCGCCCACAAGACCCAGAUGUGAGCUGAGCUGAGCCAAAGUGUCAACAAAGCACAACAGCCCGUGUGCAGGACCAUGAGGGGAGCAUCACUCUGAAGGAAGAUUUCUUCGUUGUGUUUUCAGUAUUUCAGCCUUGUGAUAUUAAGGAUGUUCUUCAUUUUAUCUGUUAAGAUUAGAUUGAGUGAUCUUCAAUGAAAAUAGUGCUGUGAAGAAUAAUAGCCAUAAAUAUUAUGUAUCCUACGUGCAUAUUCAGACUGAGCUGCCAAGAAGCAAAGUAUUAUCUGAAUUUACUGUCACUGGCUUAAGGAAAUAAUGGACACAGGUUAAAACUCCAUUUAGGUAAUGAGCUGACCUAGACAGUAAGAUUGUCCCAGUGAGAAUAACCCACUACUUUGUAUUUUCAAGGUUACAGGCAGUGAAAUUGUGUGAAGCCUGUGGAUAUGAAGACUUUUAAUUUGGUCAUUACCAGUCAAAGCUGUAGAAUGCCUUGGAGCCUUCCUCCAUAGGCUUGGAAACUGUUGAUAACAUAGAAGUAAUGGUCAAGAUUUACACUGCUUGAAAAGUAUAGACGUUUGAAAGGGGUGAAUUAAGCAAACAUUUAUGACAAGAAAAGUUGAAAGAAGAGCACUAAAGAUGGAUGUUGUGGUUGUGAGCUUGAAGAUUUUACAGAACAUUUGUCCAUGCAGGUGAAUGUAGCUGCAGUAAGAUUUCUUUCUACGCCUGUAGUAAUACUGAGAGAAGAAACAACAACGGAGAUGUUGGGUGUUUUGUUUUUUGUUUGUUUUUGUUUGGUUGGUUUUUGUUUUGUUUUGCUUUGUUUGUUUGGAUAUUUAUGGCCCAGCCAGCAGAAGAGCUUCAGUUCUGUGACACCCAAAGGGAUGUUGCAUCUUCAUAUGAAGGGAAUAUCAUUAAUGAAUUGACAUGUGCAGUGUCAGUGAAUGGAAUUAUUUGGUGGAAGUUUUCUCCCGGAUGACAGUGUAAUGUCUCUAUGGACAACGUUCCACCUGCAGCGUGCAGGGUGGUCUUGGUUGUGAGAAUAGAUCUGAAUUGCUUUUAACCAAGCAGGCACCAAGUUAUCCCACAUUAUCCAUUUCUGCUUAUGAUUCCAACCCUUCCCACGAGGAAACUUCCAGACAAUUCAGUGUGCAUCCCUCAGUGAAUUUGCUGUGACAUCUUUUUAGCUACGUUUCCCAGCUCAGAGUGUU
Molecule: messenger RNA, 2773 nt
Organism: Numida meleagris (helmeted guineafowl)
Lineage: Eukaryota; Metazoa; Chordata; Aves; Galliformes; Numididae
Gene: OPN5
Product: opsin 5
Exons: 6
Coding region: 34-1107 (357 amino acids)
Biological process (GO): G protein-coupled receptor signaling pathway; visual perception
Cellular component (GO): membrane
Molecular function (GO): G protein-coupled receptor activity
Source: RefSeq, a predicted model, not a curated record